Messenger RNA from Trichomonas vaginalis G3, 2121 nucleotides. RefSeq names its product histone-lysine N-methyltransferase family. Gene Ontology annotation, molecular function: protein binding. The transcript has a single exon. NCBI's taxonomy places the organism in Eukaryota, Parabasalia, Trichomonadida, Trichomonadidae. Bases 1 to 2121 code for a protein of 706 amino acids. The record is from RefSeq and is a predicted model, not a curated record.
AUGAAAGGUUACGUUUUACCAGAAUUAGAGGAUAUAGCUAACUUCGAAACCAUUCUUGACAACUUAACGGAUGAUGAUAUUUAUGUUGUUACAGAUUUUUUCAAAAAAUACGAAAAAUCAAAUGAUGGAAUUUUAAUUCAAUACAUUUCUCUGAUAAAUACAUAUUGUAACAUUAGAUACCACAAAAUUGAUACAUAUACAAAAGCUCUUAUUGAAUUACAACGCGAUCCAAAGCUACAUUCUUUAAUUCCAAAAUAUAUAUCUGGAAAACCUAUUGCUUUGUUGAUUAUUGGCGGUUAUUAUACAUUCUCUGACUUUAAACAUUGUAGUGAUAGAACAAAAAUCUAUAUUGACGCACUUUCAAAUAAUGAUCCUGAAACAAUGAAAUAUAUACUCAGAUAUGGGUAUCCAAAAGGUACUCUACACGAUGCAAUCAUCCAUGAUAAGCUUUCUGACUUAAAAAACUUUCCAUUAACAAAAUUCAUUAAAACAAGUCCUUUGGCUAUAUCCAUCCAAGAAAACCUCGAUAUUGAAGCUUUUUGUUUAAUUUAUGGUGCCGAAAACUGUUAUUUUCGAUUCCAAAAUUCGAAUAUCAAAAGAGCUCAUCCGCAUUGUAUCAUGGCCUUGAUAUACAUGAAUAACUUGGAUAGACUCAAGAGUUACUCCGAAGAAAAGAACUUAUCAAUGAUAAAUGCGAUUUAUUUCGCCACAAGUUACAGAAGACAAGAAAUUUUUGAUUGGUUGGUCACAUCACAAACCGGUCUUCCUGAAGAUUUCAAUGGUUUUGUUGAUUAUUCAAAUCCGUGGAGAAUUUCACAUUUUUUAGAACUUGACGGAAUUUCCCAUUUCAUGAAUCCCAGACAAUUCUCAUUGGCUGUUAAGAGGAACUGUUAUGAAAUUGUUAAGUAUUUUCUUUCUCAUGGAUAUUUUGAUUUGAAUAAUGAUGAAUUCAGUGCAUUUUUGACUCAAGAAGAUAUAGAUAGUAUCAUGUUAUGUGCUAUUUCUCAACGCAAUGUCGAAAUGAUCAAAUUAUUGCAGCAAUACGGAUAUAAUUUUUCGGAUUUACUUGAUCAAGCUGUAGAAACAGGUGAUAUUGAUUUAGUCAAGUAUUUAAUACCUGACCCGCAGAAUUAUAAGUCAUAUUCUCAGCAAAGAAAGACAUUACUCUUUAAUGCAGUUAAAUCAGAUGAUUUUGAAGUCAUGAAGUACUUUAUUGAUAAUGGUCAUGAUAUUAAUCAAUAUUGUUUUGAUGGUUUCGAACUCUUUUCUGUUCUUUCUUACGCAAUUAAACUUGGUAACUUGAAAACUGUUGAAUUUCUCAUUGAUUCGGGCGCAAAUGUCAAUUAUGAGUACAAUGGAUCUGUUUAUCCAUUAAUUGCUGCUAUGUGCUAUGAUAAAUUUGAGAUAUUUAAAUUACUUAUCGAAAGAAAAGCAGAUAUUGAAAAUUGCUACAAUUUACAUACGGAUUUAAGAGAAUAUGGUAAUAUUUUCAGCCUGUUCACUGAUCUUCCGAGUCUCCAGUUCAUUGAUCCAUUUCUCAUUGCUUUAUCAAUGGGUGAUGUUAGAUAUUUGGAGAUACUACUUGAGAAUAACAUAAAAAUAGAGACAAAAAGUGGUUAUGAUUACUUUAUUACAACUAUCCUCAUGAAUACUGAACAAACAAUCAGCAAAAUCUUGUUAGAAAAGAUUGAUUGUGAUAAAUAUGACUUGAUUGAUAUGGAUUAUCAUAAAAGAAACCUUUUGAAUAACGAUCAAAGCGAAAUUUAUGAACCAGGAGAUCCAAGAUUCAAAAUUAAUGGUGUAGAUGUUGGAUCAAAGAUCAGUACGUAUUUGGGCCGGGAAUUGUCCUAUAACGAAAUGAAAUAUUACUUUGAUUUGGUUAAAUUUGUUUUAAUUACAAAUUGUGACCAAACGGAACGUAUAGUAUCUAAUGAUCUCUUCACAGAAGAAGAUCUGCUUCCUUUGUUGGAGUUUUAUGACUUAGAUAUAAUUCAAAGGCCAAUUACUCAAACAAUGAUUAAAUUAAACAAUGCACUUCUGGAUAAUUCGUCCAGUUUUGAUCGUUCUUUGAUUUCUAAUCCUGUUUAUCAAAAUUAUUUGAUAAAAAUGAUGAAUAAAUAA